Molecule: messenger RNA, 3450 nt
Organism: Linnemannia hyalina
Lineage: Eukaryota; Fungi; Mortierellomycota; Mortierellomycetes; Mortierellales; Mortierellaceae
Source: the annotation of a GenBank genome assembly
AUGGCCGACAAUGAUAAUGAAUACAUGAGCCAGGGCUCAAGGAGUGGGGAGUUGUCGACAUAUCCGCUCAGCGGCGCAACGCUUGUUUCCAGCCUCACUCCAGCCCCCACAAGUCAGCCAACCAGGAAGUCUAGGAUCAUUAUGGAUUCGGAUGACGAGAUGGAGGACGACAUUGUUGCGCGCGACGAGGAUGACUUGUUGAGUACGCCGUUGGGAUCUCAAUCGCUGGAGAUGAACUUUGGUCAAGACUUUGCAGCUGCUUCAAGCACAUCCUCCAGAUCAGCCCGUCUGGACACGAACAAUAACAACCAGGACGACCGGAUACACGCCAAUACAGUCCCCCUUGGGUCCAGUGUUUCUAAUCACGGACAGAGUAAACUUUCGACAUCUGCGCAGGACGACAGCGAUCUUUUUGGCGAUGAUUUCUUUGCUCAGUUCGGAGCCGAUGGCGAACUUGAGUUUGAGGAGAACCAGAACAAGAAACCCCUCUUUUCUCGGCGGAUACCACUCCUAGAGGCUUCGGAUGAAUCACUUGAUGGCCCCAACAGCGACGACCUGGGACUGGAGAAGCUCAGUAUCUCUCAAACACAUCGGACCAAAUCGGGCGCGCCGGCUGUCACGGAAACGACUCGGUCAUCACAUACUGCGUCCUCAAGUACGACUAUCACCUCUGCCAUCCCACCACGCCUCAGUUCAUUUGGUCGUCCCUCUACUUCGGCGGGACAAAGAUCGUCAAAGAGCCAUGAACAUAGUCUACACGAAGAGGAACUCUACGAGAUGUCGGCGAGACAGCAAGAUGCCAUGUUGGACGACAUGAUCAAGGAGGACGAGAUGCUCAGGGAUGAGGAGGCAGGAAUUCAGGAGAUUCUUGAUGCACAGUUCCAUGAGCAGGAGAUGAUGAUGACGCAAUUCCAGACCUCUGACACUAACAAGCGAAAGGUCCCCGAAACAGCAACACUCUCUACCUUCACGGACACAAACGACACUUCCCAGACCCUUGCGGAAUACGAUCGAUUCUUGGAGGAGUCAGCUUUGAUCAACAACUCUGCUCUUGAGAAUGCUGUUGAGGCGAGCAAGAGGUCAAGGUUGCAACGGCCAGCGCCCUCUGCUAAGCCAGGACUGUCGACGAGAAGCAAUGUGCCAGAAGUGAAAAAGUACGAUUACACACUUCCGCCUGCAACUGGAUCGUUCAUCAAGGCCAAGAGCAGUUCAGGAACCACAUUCUAUCUCGCCAAAAAAGUGCGCACAGAUCAAUCAAAGUUGCUAGCAAAUGAAAAGGGCGCCUCGCUGCUUUCGGUGCCGAUCCACAGGAUGAUGGAUGAACUGGAGCUCGAGAUCAGGAAUCAAAAGCAGGAAGAUGUGCAGCGUUUACUGGAAGGAGAAGAUGACGUCUUAGAUCUUGACGAAGAUCCUACAAGUGGCUCGAAUGAGCGGCUGUGGGUUGACAAGUAUCGCCCCAAGAAUUACACUGAUCUCAUGGGCGAUGAGCGUGUCAACCGCGAGGUCCUGAGCUGGAUCAAGGAAUGGGACCAGUGUGUUUUCGGCCGGAAGUUCAACAAGUUUACUCCCGAGUACAAGAAGCAACAAUUCAAGGAGUUCCGCAAGCCUGAUGCCCUUGGACGUCCAGACAGGAAGGUGCUUUUGUUGACAGGACCACCAGGACUGGGAAAGACUACCAUGGCACACGUCAUUGCCAGACAAGCAGGCUACAACGUUAUCGAGGUCAAUGCAAGUGAUGACCGGAUAGGAGCUUCUAUCAAGGGCAAAAUUGAGGCUGCAUUGGAGAUCCAGUCAAUUCUCGGCAGCGACAAACCCAACAUGUUGAUCAUCGACGAGAUCGAUGGCGUUUCUUCAAGUGGAGGCGAGCAGAGCUUUAUCAAACUCUUGGUCGAUAUUGCAACAGUCGAAGUGGUGUCUAAGGAAGAAAACAUAAAAGCUGCAGGAGGCAACAGGAAAAACAAAAAGUUCACCAAGAAGCCCUUGAUGAGACCCAUCAUCUGCAUUUGCAACGACCAAUACGCCCCUGUUUUGCGACCACUACGGACGAUUGCACAAAUACACCAGUUCAGGAAACCCUCUGUCCGCACUUUUGUCAACCGACUUCAGCAGAUUUGUGAGAUUGAGCAAGUUCAGAGUGAUACACGUGCAUUCGGUGUCUUGUAUGAGAUGACAGAGGGAGAUAUGCGAUCCUGUCUUAAUACGCUGCAGUUCAUCAAGAACAAAAGCAGGGCAAGUGCCAAACUGGCCGCCACUCAGACAUCAUCUCGUAGGACAGGAACUGACGGUGGAGACGGACUGACCGUCGAGGCACUGACCAAGUCGACCAUUGGACGCAAAGACCUAAACAAGUCGCUGUUUUCUGUUUGGGAGGAGAUCUUCCAGGCUACAUACGCACGGAAAACAAGGAGUGCGCUCAAGGUCAUGGAAGAUGGUCGCGAGGGUCUUGUUAAAGAUGACAAUAAUACUUAUGUUAGCAGGAUGGUCAGCAUCGUCCAAACCAACGGCGACUAUGACAAGCUGAUGCAAGGCUGCUUUGAGAACUACCCUACGAUGAUCUUCCAUGAUGUCGCGAUGAACAAGGUGGUAGAGAACACAGAAUGGCUUGCUUUCUAUGACCAACUCAACUUCAAGGUCACAGCAAACUUUGAGUACGAGGUGGGCGGAUACAUGGCCUAUGCGCUUGCCAAUUACCACCGCUUCUUUGCCGGAAGUGUGAGACAAAAGAUUGAAUACCCGCGCAAGGACUAUGAGUCCUUUGUCGCACACAAGGCGAAUGAGAGUAUCCUGCAGGGUAUGGCUCUGAACCUGCCAGCCAAGAUCCAACGACACUUCCGGAAGAGCAACUUUGCAACAGAGCUUUUAUCUCCGUUUUUGAGGAUUCUUUCGCCCUUCCUGCGACCUGUGAACAAGCAGUUGAUCAAGCCUGAUGAGCGGGAGGUUUUGAAGCGCUUGGUCGAUAUCAUGAUCCAAUUCCAGCUUACCUUUGUCCAGGAGAAGACUGAGGAUGGCCAAUUUCUCUACCGCUUGGAACCAUCUAUUGAGAAACUAGGCGACUUCUCGACGAUUGGACUCAAGAACGUCCUCACGAAUCGAUAUGCUGUUCGCCAGUUGAUUGCACAAGAGAUUGAGAUGGAGUUGGUGCGCCGGGCAGAGGCGGUGAAGGAGACCAAGGUGGGAGCGUUCUUUGGAAAGGCCGGCCAGGGCCAGGAUGCCGCUAGUAUGGAAACUGCGCUGGCUACUGCUAUUGCUGCGGGUGCAGCGAUAACAAUGAGGGAGGCGACGGAUUUCUUUGGUCGGGCGAUUGUUCAGGACAAGAGUGCAAGUGGAGGAGCGGGCCUGUCGUCGUUGGAGAUGGAACGAUCAAAGAAGAAGACCCGUAUCUGGUACAAGUUUAAUGAGGGAUUCUCGAAUGCUGUCAAGGCCAAGGUGUUCAUUAAUGAGUUGUUGUAG